Homalodisca vitripennis (glassy-winged sharpshooter) is the source of this 723-nucleotide messenger RNA. RefSeq lists its product as uncharacterized. NCBI's taxonomy places the organism in Eukaryota, Metazoa, Arthropoda, Insecta, Hemiptera, Cicadellidae. The record is from RefSeq and is a predicted model, not a curated record. Bases 195 to 659 code for a protein of 154 amino acids. The transcript is spliced from 5 exons.
CGUACUGCUUUCCGCUGCCUUCUUUUAUUUUCACAUUCACUGAAUUCACUCACGUCACAAAAUACCACCUCACUUUGUUUUGAAAAUAGUAAACAAAUAACCUUAACGCUGGAAGUAAGAAAAUUGUCGGCAGGGUUAAUCUCCUAGUCUAAGGAUUGUCCAACUAACAACUUAUCGUAGUCAGAUCUAACAGCAUGGCCGCUGAAUCAGGGGAGUUGCCUUCUAUCUCAGAAGAUAUUGAGGACUAUAAUGAAGGUCUACGAGAACUUAAAAACCUAAUUGGAGAGGCAAGUGAAUUAGUGGAAGAGAUAGAUACCAACUUCCUUGACAUUUUUGAGAAAGAUCGGAGGGUAUUGGAGGAAAUAGAUGUAAAAGAGUCUGCACUCAACUACAUUUUGCUGGAACAAUCCAAACACAGAGAUUUAAUUGAAGGUGUGAGAAAGAUUUUUGAGUACUGUAACCAGCUAGAAGAAUUUAAGGCUGCUCACGAUGCUCAAAGUGAGCCCAGACUAAAGGCUGCACUGCAGGAGGCGAAACUGGCAUUCAGAAACGCAAACCGUCUGUUACAAGAACUGGAGAAAAGUGUAGCACAACAUCAGUCAAUCUACAAAACCAGCCGAUCAGUUUUAACUUCAGUUAAUGAUAGUUUCUCUUUGUAAAAUACUCCUAUCUGUAAUAUACUAUGUAAGUGCCCUAUUUUAAAAAUAAAAAUUUGUUUUGUAA